GCCAAAUAUAUCUUCCUAGGCUACUUCAUCGCUGUGGCUGUGAUUCGCAGCCGUGGCUACCCGACCUUUCACACGUAACCAAGAUGUAGUGACCCGUGUUGGAAAGCGGCCGCGUUACAGCGUGGCAAGAAGCAAGACCGAAGUACGCCAUGAUGGGCGGUGUGUCUAUGACCAGGCUGCCGCCAAUACGUUGGGUAUGCUGGUCAGCUGGAGCGUUUUUUUUUGCCGUGUUUGCCGACACCGCUUUUUCGCUGCAGAUGCGGGUACUGCAGCAACAACCGCCAGCACCAGCCGGAUCUUCUGCACCAACAGCUGCUCCACAACGCCCCACCAAGCGCCAACAGCAGCUCGCGGAGGUCCAAACCGCGAUUCAAGACAUGCUGGCUGAGAAGGAAAAAGCCUUAAGACAGCAGGAAAAACUAUGGUGUAAGGAGGAAGAUUCGAUAAAAGAGGGCGAAACUUUAGCGAAGAAGGAAAAAGAAGAAAAAAAACAAAACGCAAAAGACGCUUUUGACCUGCAGUUGCUCAGUACGAAGAAACUCGCCGAGUUGAAAGUGCAGUACCGCGAGGCGAUGGAAAGUUUAGAAGAGAAGCAGCUUUCCUUAACCAAGUUGGAGCAAGACAGAGACGAGGAGAAGAACAAAUAUCAAACGGAAUCCGCCGAUCUGUCGCAAAACUUCCAGUCCUUGUCCCACACUUUGGUCGUGCUGGAGAAGAAGGAAAAAACCGACGCGAGGGCUUUGUUGCAGGGAAGCACGGGGAGAAUGUUGAGGGAACGCGAGCCGGCUUUGUUUGCGUCUUUGAUGUCGGAGACAACGACGAUGGAUACAACAGCUACGGGUGCCGCUAGAGCUGGGGAAGAAGUUCUACAACAAGGUGGAUCUUCCUCUGGUCAGGACGUGCUUCUCGGCAUUCUUCGGACGCUGCAGGACACGAUGGUGCGGGACCGGAGGGACAUGGAGGAAUUGGAGCAACAAAAUGAGAAGAAGUACAAGAAACAAACCGCCUCCGGGAGGAAAACGGUCGGGAAAUUGGACAAGAUUUUGAAGAAGCUGUCAAAGGACAAAGCGGAUAUGGAGCAGCAACUCGCUGUUGCGACGAAGGAUUUGGCGGAAGCGAAGAGGGAAAAAAAGGAGAGGGACUGGUCCGCGGAUUUGACGAGGUUUGAAAAAGAGAAGAAAAAGGUGAAGGAAGAUAUGGAGAAGGAAUCUUUGGCUAUGCAGAAGGCGAUUUCGGAGUUGCAGAAGUAUAGCGGAGUUUCUGGUGGAGCUCGUGUUGCAACGCCUACGAAAAAAGAAGUUCGAAAGGAGGAAAAGGCGGUUGGGUCCUCUACAACUUCGUCCGCAGCCGGAUCUUCGGCUUCUGCAGGUCGUGCUGGAUCGAGUGCUGCUUCUAGUAGUAGUUCUAACGCUGCGUCUGCUUCUACGUCCGGAAAAGCAGCGGCGUCCGCAUCGGGGACGAAGGGUGGAGUACCAGAGAAAAAGAAGCUGAAAGUGAAAAUUGCUACCGCCACGGGGAAAAAGAACAGCCAGAACAAAAGCGACGGUAGGAAACAAGCUGCUGCAACUGCUGGCGGAAAUAGCAAGAAGAGCAAAAAAAAGUCUCCUUUAGCUGCGAAGAAGGCCAAUCGCAAAAAGCUGAAAAAUAAAGAGGUAAAAAAAGCAAAGAAGAAGUUGAAGCUGAAAAAGAAACUGAAGAGUAUGCGAAAAAAAGGGAAAGGAACCAACGACCAGAAAAUGAAAAGCAAAAAGGACAAGAAAAAGGUGAGAAAGGACCGGAAAAAAGCGCAGCGAAAAAGCAAGAAAAAGGGAUUCCUGGCACAAAGAUUCAGUUUGGUCGAAGACUCAGAACAAGACGAUGGUGUCGAAAAUGUUGACGUCCCAACAGCGGAGCAAAUUGUCCAGGAAAUGGUGUCAUCUUCCUUUCUGCAGGUCAGCACCGCCGCGUCUAGUGAUGACCGCUCUACGUCUUCUGCACAGCAAGCAAUGACAAGAAGAUCCUUGCAGAUGAGGAUGAACACGCGGCUCCAGUUGCAAAAUGCCUUGUACAAUAAGAACAGCGUAGAAACCACCGGCGGCGAUGUAGAUGUUUCUUCGGUCGCGGAGAUCCUGAAGGUCAUCGAGAACCGGAUUGAGCAGACGAAAAAGGAAAAUCAAGAAGCCGCCCAACAGCAAGAGGAUUGCGAGCAGAACUUGGAAUCAGUCGGGAAGGAGCUUGCCUCGAAGGAAGAGGAAUUCGAAAAGGCAACUUCCGUGUUGGAGCAAGCGGAGGCGGAACUUGCCGAAUUGAAAACCAAAGUACAAUCUGUGUCCACCGAUUACGACCAAGUAGAAAAAGAAAUCCUCGACUUAACCCAAACGGAAAAACUGGAACAAGCGACGUUUCAAGCCGGUAAAGCGGAGAGAGCCCAGGCGAAGCUGGUUUUCACCGACGCGAAGAAAUUGCUACAGGAAGCGAAAGUGGAUACAACGGUGCUGAUAUGCAUUGCAAAUGUAUCAUACUAACUAAGUAUCCCUAGAUCGCAUGACAAAUUUUUCGAAGAACAAAAGUGGGGUUUGUCAUGCUACAUCAGGUAGAAAGUUUAGAGUUGUCAUGCUUGACUGCAAUUAGUAUCUAUGAGUGCGAUACUUUUGCAAUGCAUAGCUGACUCUCGUCGACAACAUCGUGGAGAAUUUAACGCAGGAGGCUGCGGAUGCGCAGGAACAGCACAGUGAGGAGAAAAAGACGAUCAAAGAAAAUCUAAAAGCCGCAAGCGAGAAAGAAUCGGAACUCUACGAAGCCCUUUCUGACGUGAAAUCGCUCCUGUCCGCGAAACAAGUCGAAAAAACUUCCGCGGAGGAUGAUUUAGAAAGCGCGGACAAGGAAAAACAAGCCGCGGGAAAAGAGGUGGAGGGCGUGAAGGCGAUUUGUGAUCCUUUUUUGCAAAGUUUCCGGGACGAGGAGGCGGAAAGGGCGGAGGAGAUCGAAUCGUUGACGCGGAUGGGCCAGAUUCUGCGAGGAGCGGAUUUUGGCAGUGGUGAUGGAGGUGGUGUAGUCUCUUUGUUGCAGGGAGUUGCUGAUCGUGCUGCGGGCCGCGGUAAGGGACAUCUGAAGGGCGAGAACAUAGCGAUGUACGCUGGUGCUGAAAGCUCGGCUGACUUGCUAUCGUCCAAGAGCAGUGACACCAGUCCUCCGCGGGAGCGGGCGCGGUCUCUCCGGCGCUUGGAGGAGAAGCUGCGAGAGCAGUAGAUGCUGCCGCGACGUUGUAAUACUUGCAACGCAUACAAUAACCACGGAUGCGCAGACGCAAAAAUCGUUUCAAAUGAUC
This is a messenger RNA of Amoebophrya sp. A120, 3307 nucleotides long. Lineage: Eukaryota; Dinophyceae; Syndiniales; Amoebophryaceae. The record is from the annotation of a GenBank genome assembly.